Trichomonas vaginalis G3 is the source of this 609-nucleotide messenger RNA. RefSeq lists its product as uncharacterized. The transcript has a single exon. The coding region runs from base 1 to 609 and encodes 202 amino acids. Lineage: Eukaryota; Parabasalia; Trichomonadida; Trichomonadidae. The record is from RefSeq and is a predicted model, not a curated record.
AUGACUUCAACAGAAAAUAAAACAGUUUUUUAUCCAUCUUAUCAAACAGCAAAAUAUUACAAAUUUUAUGGAGUAUUUCACUUCCAUUGGGAGUAUAUUGUCUAUGGAUUAGUUGGUUAUUACGCACUUUGCUUCUUAUUAUUUAUUCCGAUUGGAAUUCUUGCAAAAAAUCAUCCAAACAGAUAUUAUAGGGCAGGUAUAUCAUGUAAGUGUUGCUACAAGAGUUGUAUCAAAGAAUAUUUUGCUGCUGAGCGACAUUACAAGCAACAUCCGACAACUUGCAUUUAUUGUGCAACGUGCUGCAAGAAUCCAUUUGAUUUGCUGUUUGUAACUACUUCUAGAGGUAGACAUCUUAGUUUAGAUUCUGUUUGCAAGGUUUUCUUAAUUCCAAUUUUUUAUGUUAUUUUAUGGGUAGUUUUCCUUUUGUUUGUCGAAAUACAUGUUCUUAUUAACUUAUUGAUUCAUUCUAAUACUGAUGAAAUAAAUUUCGAAAUCAAUUUUUGUCCAGAAGACAGUGAAGCUAUGCCUGUUCAAAGUGUAACACCUUCUUAUAAUGUUAAUGAAGAAAAUGUUACUCAACAGCCACUAAUUGACAAUCCUUAUCAAUAA